Heterocephalus glaber (naked mole-rat) is the source of this 1200-nucleotide messenger RNA. The record is from RefSeq and is a predicted model, not a curated record. NCBI's taxonomy places the organism in Eukaryota, Metazoa, Chordata, Mammalia, Rodentia, Bathyergidae.
GUUUUUUUCCAGUUCCCUGGAUUCCGCUGACUGUGUGUCAAAGCAGACAAGCAGCCAGCCUCUAAGUGAAACAGCUGUCAGAGAAAAAGUGACUGAUCUCAGUGAAUCAGAUUGCCCAGACCUAGAAGGCAAGAAGCUGGUAGAUACACAGGCAGCACAUAAUUCAAGUGGUGAGAGUCCAGAUGAUGUGACUGUGUUUGCUGGUGAAGAGCCUCAGUUUGUUAGGACCGGCACAUUCACAAGGACCAUUUCACCACCCACUCUGGGGACACUAAGAAGUUGCUUCAGUUGGUCUGGAAGUCUCAGAGAGUUUUCAAACUCUCUGAGAACCUCUCCAAAGCCAAGCACAAUGUCACAGCAGUUCCAAAGAAAAAGCGGUUCCCCUUCCUCUCUGCCUGAAGACACUAAUAUGUCUGAUAUGUCUCAGUCAAAGAGUGAUGAGUCAGGUGAUGAAGCUCAGCCCUUACGUGAAAUGGAUUUGUCCUCACAGUCUCAGAAAAGUAUGGAAUUCUCACCACACAGUUUAAAUGCAUCAGAACUUUCUCAGCCUUCUAGUAAGGAUUCCGAUUCAGAGGAGUCUGAUUGUAAUAAUAAGUCACUUCAUAAUCAAGGUAAUCAGAACUCCAAGCAACAUUUAUCUCAUUUUUCAAGGAAAGAGACACUUCUAAGGAAUAAGGUUCCUGGGCUAAGUAAAUCUAGUUCUGUGGACUGUCUUUCUGCCACCAAGAUCAAAGCUCUGGUUCCUGCCAGAGUCAGUGGGCUGAGCAGGAAGCCAGCAAGCAUCCAGAGGAGAAAUCAUCGCAAUGCCGAGAACAAGCCAGGUUUACAGAUAAAAAUCAAUGAGCUCUGGAAAAAUUUUGGUUUUAAAAAAGAUUCUGAAAAGCUUGUUUCUUAUAAAAAGCCCCUGUCUCCAGUGAAAGAUAACAUCCAGCUAACUCCGGAAGCAGAAGAGGAUAUAUUUAACAAACCUGAAUGUGCCCAUGUUCAGAGAGCAAUAUUCCAAUAAACACGGACUGCUGGGAGGCUGCUGUCCUCUGGAAGAUUAUAUCAAUUGGAACUCCUUGUUUGGAAGUGAGGCGAUUACCAGCCUGAAAGAUUUGUUCUUAGACAACAUUUUAAAACUAGAAUGUAUUUUGUAUGACGUUAACUGCAUAAUUGUUUCACUCAGCUUUUUAUAUUUUCAUAAAAAGCUAAAGAGAA